Molecule: messenger RNA, 1164 nt
Organism: Athene cunicularia (burrowing owl)
Lineage: Eukaryota; Metazoa; Chordata; Aves; Strigiformes; Strigidae
Gene: DAZAP2
Product: DAZ associated protein 2
Exons: 5
Coding region: 1-663 (220 amino acids)
Source: RefSeq, a predicted model, not a curated record
AUGUGCCCCAUUUAUGUUGGGGGAGACCACACUAAAGUCAGUGGGUCCUGUGGCAGGACGCUGCCCCCCAAAAGGAGAGUCUCUGGGGGCUCCCUGCUUCAGGAAAACAGAAAAUGGGGUCUUACGGAGGGCCCCAGGAAGGACUCAGGGCUUGUAACAACAACCACAAGCCAAUACCCCACCCCGCCGUCCUACCCCGUGCAGGCCCCCGCCAACCCCCCCGUGUACCCACAGACUGUGCCCCUCCCGCAGCCGCCGCCCUACACCGAUGCACCUCCUGCUUAUUCCGAGCUUUACCGUCCCAGCUUCGUGCCUCUGGGAGCUGCCACCGUACCUACGAUGUCUGCAGCGUAUCCGGGCGCUUCCGUCUUCCUGCCCAUGGCCCAGUCUGUGGCUGUGGGGCCUCUCAGCUCGUCGGUCCCGAUGGCCUAUUACCCCGUGGGACCGGUUUAUCCUCCGGGCUCCACAGUCCUUGUUGAAGGUGGCUUUGAUGCUGGAGCAAGGUUUGGGGCUGGUGGAACAGCCAGCAUCCCUCCCCCCCCUCCAGGCUGCCCCCCCAACGCCGCCCAGCUGGCCGUCAUGCAGGGAGCCAACGUCUUGGUGACGCAACGGAAGGGAAACUUCUUCCUGGGAGGCUCAGACGGUGGCUACACUAUCUGGUGANGGGGGAAGGGGGGAGAGGGGGGGGGCUACAUUUGUGUAAGGAAAGACAUCACAUACUGUCAGCACUUCUCACGAUGUAACUGCUUUAGUCCAUAUUAACCUGAAGUUGCAGAUCAGACACACAGCGGUGAGGUGUCUUCCUGGUGCGGUGCCCGGCCCCGCAGGCGCUUCCAAGCGAAACAAGAAACCCUGUUAGUGAGAGCGGCGCCUCUGUUCGGGCGGGGAGGGGGGGAAUUAAUUCCCGAAAUGAAUGUGAGCGCAGCAGCCCUGCUUCUUCCUUUCAUUUCGCCGGAGUAACACCGCAGCGCUGAGCUUUAUUAACGGGCUCCCUGUCCGCCGGCUUGGGGGGGCCGGGCAGCGGGGCCGUGUUCGCCGUCCCUCGGCGCUCGUACCGGUCCCCUGGACCCAGAGCCCAACCACCCGCGUUUCCCUUCCGUCCAGGCGAGGCGCUGGAUAGAAAAGCAAAGCAAAACUUCCCUUCCCAGCGGUGGGGAGGGCACC